Messenger RNA from Sinocyclocheilus rhinocerous, 1328 nucleotides. Its product is annotated as dehydrogenase/reductase SDR family member 1-like. The record is from RefSeq and is a predicted model, not a curated record. Bases 40 to 1134 code for a protein of 364 amino acids. NCBI's taxonomy places the organism in Eukaryota, Metazoa, Chordata, Actinopteri, Cypriniformes, Cyprinidae. The transcript is spliced from 9 exons.
GCAUUGGCUUAAUAUUAGACGUAUUACGGGAAUAGGAGGAUGGCCAUAAACAGAACUGUCUUAUCUGCAAGAAAUAGGCUACAGUUCAUUUCACCAAACUUUGCCUGUUGUUUCCUGAUUCAAGUCCAGGCAAGAUUUCCCGAGACAACAGUUCAUCGGAGGUUUAACCGCAGCGUUUAUCAGAUGGCUCUAUCAGGAUGGAUCUGUUUGGUGACUGGUGCUUCCAGAGGAAUUGGAAGAGGUAUUGCCCUACAGUUAUCUGAGGCUGGCGCUACAGUGUACAUCACUGGUCGACAGGAGAAAACUCUGAAGCAGACAGCAGCUGAGAUGACAGAGAGAGGUGGCCGGUGUCUUCCAGUGGUCUGUGACUCAUCUAAAGAGGAUGAAAUCAAGGAGCUGUUUGAACGUAUUCAACGUGAGCAAAAUGGCAGACUUGACUUAUUGGUCAAUAAUGCCUAUGCGGGUGUACAGGCUAUUAUGAACAACUUGAACAAGAAGUUCUGGGAGGUGGAUCCAGAUAUUUGGGACACAAUCAACAACACUGGACUCAGAGAUCAUGGUCACUGUUUUCACAGAGGUCACUAUUUCUGCUCAGUGUAUGCCGCACGGAUGAUGGUGGCGCAGGGCAAAGGCUUGAUUGUGUUCAUAUCAUCCAUGGGUGGUCUGCGCUAUCUCUUCAAUGUAUCGUAUGGGGUCGGCAAAGCUGCAUGUGACAGAAUGGCAGCGGACAUGGCAGUAGAGCUGAAGAAGAAAGGUGUGGUUUCUGUAAGCCUCUGGCCAUGGGCCGUUCAGACUGAGUUAAUUAAUCAGUAUAUAUUUUGUGAUGAGGCUCCUCCAGGAUUUGAUCCAAAAUUCAAGGAAAUGUUCAGGAAGGGUGAAACGACAGAGUUUAGUGGACGAUGCAUAGUUGAGCUGGCCAAAGAUAAAAAUCUGAUGUCAAUGACCGGGCAAGUGUUGAUGACCUGUGACCUCGCUCGCCCCUAUGGACUCAAGGAUGUGGAUGGUCGCAGUGUCAUGGACUACACCUCUCUGAAGUUCCUCAUGUCCCAGGUGCCCUAUGUGUCCUGGCUGUCCGUAUUCACUCCUUCAUUCAUCAGAGUGCCUCGUUCCAUGCUGAGCCUGGGCAAAUUCUAACACGCCUCGGUGCAAACACUGUGGCUAUUUUUGGUAAUCCUGUCAUGUAUGUUGAUCAUGUACAUGCGUUUUUACUUCGUUGUUUUAAAGAUGCCAUCAAGAUAAAGUCAUUUAGCUGGCUGUAAAAUUGUCAUUAAUUUCUUGCUACUGUUGCUAAUUAAAAACUAUUACAUUAAAAAUAAGAAGACACCCAG